AUGAUUGCAUAUGAAUUGGCUCCUGACACAUAUACUGAAUUUGUGGUUUGCACUUAUAUUUAUUUCAUGAGUUUACUCAUUAGUGGAGCCGACGACGUAAUUGAGCUGCGAUCUCAUAACAUAAUUUCUAACUUCUGUGAUUCCAAUGAGGAAGUUGCAAAAUUCUUCAACACUAUGGCUUCUGCUGUCUUAGAUGCCAACGUUGCUAUCAUUCAUGAAGUUUGUUAUCAAAUUGAAAAGCACUCCACUAGCAAGGCAAAAACUUGGAUGGCUCAAGUACUGCAUGAUCAUUUCAGUUCUCCGGGACUACUUCGGCCUUUUUUCCCUCAAUAUUUCUUAUUAUCUUAA
This is a messenger RNA of Ilex paraguariensis (yerba mate), 348 nucleotides long. Lineage: Eukaryota; Viridiplantae; Streptophyta; Magnoliopsida; Aquifoliales; Aquifoliaceae. The record is from the annotation of a GenBank genome assembly.